AUGGACUCCCUCGACAGUACACAAGGAAAUAAGACAAACCGGGUGAUCUUCAUGCUCGUCGCCCCUUCGCGCAUACAUCAAGCCACUCUUGCUCUGCUCAACGUCGAAAACCGGUUCAAUCGACGGUUUCAGUACCCUUAUGUGCUUUUUACUGCGAGUGAAGAAGAAAGUGCCAUGAUUACUGAAGAGGAAAAACGAAAGAUCGAUUGGAUUACGCAGGGUAGAGCCAAGUUCGCUGUUCUGACUGAGGAAUCAUGGGACAUUCCAGACUUUUACGACAGGUCCCGCGUCGAGGAAUCUCUCCAUACCAUUGGGUUUUCUUUUGGAUACCGAGCGAUGUGCAGGUUCUACUCUGGUUUCUUUUGGCAACACCCCGCCCUCGCACAGUACGAUUGGUUAUGGAGACUUGAUACAGACAUCGAGUUUCACUGCGAUAUUCCUUAUGAUCCCAUUGACCGUAUGAUAGAUGUCGGAGCAUUAUACGGUUUCGUCCAAGUUAACGAAGACGCAAAUUGGGUUCAACCAAGUCUUGCUCGAAAUGUAUCGGAAUUCCUUUUCGACUAUUAUCAAUCUCAUUCAACAUCCGCUGAUGUUGUAUCAAUCAAUGGGGGUCUUCCACUCGCUCCUUUAGAAGUUAACCAUGGAUUUGUAUGGCACGGCAAAGAAGGAAUAGAGAAAGCCCUUAGAGGACAAGCAGGCUCCAACGAAUGGACGAAAAUGUGUAUGUAUAACAACUUCGAAAUAUCCCAUCGUUCGAUAUGGGAAAGUGAAAUUUAUACUGCGUUUUUCAAGCACUUAGACCGGGCAGGUGGAUUCUUCUACGAACGCUGGGGAGACUCACCGGUGCACUCUUUUGGGGUAGCAAUGACGCUUCGGAAGGAUCAAGUGGUGCAAUUCCAUGACUUGGGCUAUCAACACCAAGGAUGGGCGUAUGAGUGCGCUCAACUCGACAGGUGUACUUGCUCGCAAGAGGAUGUGGCAGCUGAUUUUGACGACCAGGGAUACGCGUAA
Molecule: messenger RNA, 1011 nt
Organism: Lentinula edodes (shiitake mushroom)
Lineage: Eukaryota; Fungi; Basidiomycota; Agaricomycetes; Agaricales; Omphalotaceae
Product: nucleotide-diphospho-sugar transferase
Exons: 8
Coding region: 1-1011 (336 amino acids)
Biological process (GO): protein N-linked glycosylation; cell wall mannoprotein biosynthetic process
Cellular component (GO): membrane; Golgi apparatus
Molecular function (GO): alpha-1,2-mannosyltransferase activity
Source: RefSeq, a predicted model, not a curated record